Messenger RNA from Pygocentrus nattereri (red-bellied piranha), 1030 nucleotides. RefSeq names its product glucagon a (gene gcga). Bases 101 to 616 code for a protein of 171 amino acids. The record is from RefSeq and is a predicted model, not a curated record. The transcript is spliced from 6 exons. Gene Ontology annotation, biological process: response to starvation. Gene Ontology annotation, cellular component: extracellular region. Lineage: Eukaryota; Metazoa; Chordata; Actinopteri; Characiformes; Serrasalmidae. Gene Ontology annotation, molecular function: hormone activity; glucagon receptor binding.
GAAAGUGAAAAGGCCAGAAAGACGCCGGCGAAAGCAGCAGAAAGGAGGCGAAAGAGCUCAUACACCACACACUCACACUCGUCUGCGCACUGGUAUAAAGAUGAAAGGCACGCAAUUCCUCGCUGGACUUCUGCUGCUCUUCUUCGUCCACAGCAGCCUGGAGCUGCCGCUGAAAGACGUCACAAGCUCAGAGACAGAAGCGCGUGUGUGGGAGGAGAGGAAAGAUUUCCCGCUGGUGAAGAGGCAUUCCGAGGGCACCUUCUCCAACGACUACAGCAAAUAUCUGGAAACGCAGCGGGCGCAGGACUUUGUGCAGUGGCUGAUGAACUCUAAGAGGAGCGGCGGGCCGGUCCGGCGCCACGCUGACGGCACCUACACCAGCGACGUCAGCGCCUACCUGCAGGACCAGGCGGCUAAAGACUUCAUCACCUGGCUAAAGAGCGGACAGCCCAAACAAGAAGGUUCUGGGAAACGAGGGGUAGAAGCAGUACACAGGAGACACGUGGACGGAAGCUUCACCAGUGACGUCAACAAGGUGCUAGACAGUAUGGCCGCUAAGGAAUACCUACAGUGGGUCAUGAGCCAAUCAUCAGGGACCAGUGGCAAACGGCAGUGAAACCAGCGGGGGAAACAGAGUGCUUCCUGACCGGAGUGAAGGUUCGGAUAUCGUUCUCCACCCAGAGGUUCCUGCAAUCGCCACAUCAAUGAAAGCCAUAGUCCUGCAGCCAGAGCUGAUACAGCAUUGGAAAUUGAAAGCCAUGUUGUUUUUCCAUCGUUUGUAACUUGAGCACUGUGAUAUACAAUGAUUAUUUAUUUUCCAGAGAUUUGUGGUUUGCCAUAGAAAACGAUGAUAAAAAGGCUAUUUUUCUAUAGAUUUGAGCUAUUUUCUAUAUUUAUGGUAUGGAAAGAACACGUUAGAAACUCAGGUAAAUGUACUGAACUCUCAGGUUAGUGAGUGAGAGAGAAAAUGUCGUGAUGCCUUCACUGUAUCAAAACGCCAUGCACGUGGUGCCCUGCUCUGCUAAAUAAA